CACGACUUCUUUCCUCAGCACGUCCAUUGACACUCGAGUCCUCACACCACAUCAUCCAAUGCCUACCAGUAAGACAUCGACAUCCUUCCUCGUUAUCAUCUCUCGCAGUCUCAGGUAGAAGAAGAGCCGACGCACGCCUCUCUCGCGCCUGCCCUUCUCAUUGCUGCCGCUGCUGCGCAGCACAGUCUUUGGUCCUCGAGACUCCAAGCUCGUCCAUCUCUCCUUAGCCCGGAGGAUAGACGACGUCUUGGAUCUAGAGGCUCAUUCGUAUUCCUGGCAUGGCUCCCUCGCACACCUCGGGCGCAUCUGGCGUUCCGACUCUCAUCGACUGUUGGCACGUACGUGACCUCCAACGCUUCAGGGCUGUCCUCAAGGGCGGGCCGGCUGCUGCUGGCCUUGUUACGGGGUCGUCUUCGCAUUCUUACUCCAAGUCGCCAUCUCACUCAGCCGGAGGAGCAUCGUGGGGCUCACUCGGAAACAGUAGCAAUGGCCUCGGCCCCGCUGCCCCUGGCGAAGUGAAUCGCAAGGACCACCUAGGACGGACGGCAUUGCAUCACAUAGCCUCAUCGGAGGAAGGAGUCAGCAUCGACUUCCUUCAUGCCCUCCUCUCUCACCCUAGCUGCAAUCCCAAUGCUCAGGACGGCGAAAGUGGCUGGACGGCGCUUCAUCGCGCUCUUUAUCUGGGCAACCUCAAUCACGCCCUCACUCUGCUUCGUCAUCCGAACAUCGACGUGCGUAUCAAGGAUUUUGAGAACUUGACGCCAUUCGACCUAUACAAUUCGACUGUGGCCGGGACCAAUCCUCCGCUUGAUGGAAAUGUCAAGGGCGAUCUGUACUUGUGGGGUUCCAAUCGCAACUACACGCUCGGAUUGGGAGACGCAGACGAUCGCUCUUGGCCGGAUCUUGUCACUCUCAAGAGGCAGCAGGUGGGCAGCGCAGCGAUCGUAUCCACAUCAGACUCAGACGAUGAAGACGCCAAUGUCGCCUCGAAUCGAAGCCUUGCAGCCGGCCGUCGCUUCGACCGAGUCAAAGUACGGGAUAUACAGAUGUCGCGCAUGCAUACAGUCGUAGUUACAGAGGAGAAGGGUGGAGGCAACGUCUGGGUAGCAGGCAUCGGUACCGCAGGUAGGCUGGGCAGAGCUGCUUCGCCGCAGACGACGCUCACUCCGUUGCCUGACUUCAAGGAGAGGGCAAUCAGUGUGGCGGUGGGGCCGGACCACACGCUCAUUGUCACUGCCAGUGGCGCCGUCUACUCCUUUGGCUCCAACAAGUUUGGUGUUCUGGGCUACACGCUCGAGGAAGGACAGGGAAUGGUGGCAUCCAGUGGCGGCUCUUCCACCGGAUCAGCUGCAGCGUCUGCUACAUUCGGCGGGCAUCCCCCAGCGGCGUCGAACAAGUCGUACGACAUCCAAAUGACGCCUCGCAAACUUGUCGGUCCCUUGAAGAAGGAAUCUGUCGUAGGCGUCGCCGCCAGCAAGCUGCACUCCGUCGCCUUCACAGAGGACGCCCUCUUCACCUGGGGGUCCAACACAGGCCAGCUAGGUUACGAUAAGGUCGCCACCCCUCUGCAAGUACUGCCCCGCCGAGUCACAUCCCUCACCGCUGGUCAAGCGACGGGCAUUCGCCAGGUGACAUGCACCGACCACGCGACCGCCCUCCUCUUGAACACGUACGACGUCCUCGUCUUUCACGGCGAUAUGAGCUUCCGCGUCACAUUCCCCAUGGCGCGCUUCAACGAGAAAAUGUCUGCCGGCGUCUUCCGCCCACCACAAGCCCAGCCUAAGCCCAGCAUCGCGAAGCUGACUAGCUCUGGCAGCACGUUUGCGGCUCUCAGCGACUAUGGAGACUUGUUCACCUUCACCCUCGAGCACCCGAGCGAGUACAAUAAAGGCUCGGCCACCCCUACGUCCGGCGGAGGGGCCAAACGCGUCCCAGCGCCCGAGCCUCAGCUCGUUUGGUCGGUACGCAAGAAGUUUACCGCGGUACGCGACGUGGCUAUCGGCUUGGAUGGAUCAAUCAUUCUCAGCACUUCCUCCGGGCACGUAUUUGUCCGAUCGCGACGCACAGCGAGCGAAGCCAAGUCUUCGUCCAAGUCUGGGUCUGCUCGGGCCUUCAAAUUCGCGCAGAUACCUAUGCUUCAGAGGGUUGUUAGGGUGGCGACAAAUGAAAGUGGCGGGUUUGCGGCUAUUCGCAGCCAAGCGCCCAUUCGUGAGAUCAAGGUCAAGGGACGGACGCUCCAGGAGGAUCUGCUCGAGUCGCUGCCGCACUUGAAGACGCGCGGUACGGGAGGAGAGCAGAAGUUGAUCAGCGCUGACGUCGGGGCUUUGACGCAGGCUGUUUCCAGAGAUGACGAGGCCGAGAGUGACGAAGAGUCCGACGUGGGUGAUACGACGAUUCAGCGUCAUACAGGGAUCGCUCUCCUCAUUACAGAGGCAGCCAAGCGAUGGGAUCGGGACGAGACGGGCCAGGCGCAACCUCACUUUGGCGCUGCCAAUCUCGUACCGCCGCCGGGGACGGACAUGUUCCUCAUCGCGGGGGGCAAGUACCUUCCAGCUCAUCGAGCGAUCCUCAGCGCUCGCAUCCCGCGCCUCUCGUCUUUCCUGGACAAUCCGCCUACGAAGGGCGCAGGAGGAGCCCCAAAUGGCGUAGUCGUCAAGAAGGUCAGCGAUUCCGUCGUCACCCUCACUCUACCCAGCUGCAGCUUCCACACGGGGCUCUUCCUCCUCCACUACCUCUAUACCGACGACCUCCCCGCCGUGUGGACUUCCAGUGUCGGGCUCAGAGUGGAAAAACAAUUUGCACAGGCCAAGAUCAAUCGCAACACUGUACACGCGCAGCUCAAGGAGCUAGCGAGCGUCUUGGCCUUGCCGGCCUUGACGCCUGUGCUCAACAGCCCCGUUCCGCGCUCUCCUACCCCCACCCUGCGAGAGGACAUGGCUUCCUUCUUCAAGGGCGCGGUGACCGUAGACAUCGAAGCCUCACCACUUCACGAUGUCGAGCUCCUCCUCUCCGAUCGUACCGUCCCCGCUCACUCAGUCCUACUGCGCCGCUCCCCCUUCUUCACUGCGCUGCUCCACCCAGACUGGACCUCCACACGCUGGUCUCUCUCUGGCGUCCUCACGAUAGACAUGGGCAACAUACGUUGGGAAACGAUGGCCAUUCUCCUCUCCCACAUCUACGCCGACAAAGGUCUCGAAGCAUUCACGGGCAAAGAACAUGAGAGGACACAGGAUGAUUGGUUCGAUUUUGUCACCGAGGUACUCGCGGGCAGCAAUGAGCUUCUCCUUGACCGACUGAAGCUGGCGGCCUCUUCUCUCCUUCGGGCACGGAUGGCUCCACAAAAUAUUGGUGCUUUGCUUUCCAUCGCGGACAUGUACCACGCCGUCCCCCUCAAGGAGGCCAGUUUGUUGUACUGCGCGCAGAACCUCGAGGGGCUGUUGGAGGGCGGAAUGUUAGACGAGCUCGAGCACAAGAUGAUUCGCGAGCUGAGUGCUUACAUGAAGGCAAGACAGGAUGACAAGACGCAUAGGACUAGACGUACGGAACAGCUUUCUGAGCUUUUGGUCAAGCACCAUGAGUUCUUCGAGGGACUGGACGUCCCGCCGCCUAGCCUCAAUCUCGUCAGCCACCGAGUCGGCAAGCGACCACCCCGCUCCACGCCUUUGGAGCCGUAUGUCGACGGGCAACGCAAGUCAGGGAAAGCGGGCAAGGGGAAGGCAAGCUCUCGAGCUUCACCGCCGCCAGUUUCGCCCAGCUUGGCGGCAACGCUUGCCGGGGGAUCGGGCAAUGACUCGGCGUUAUUCGACAUGGACGAAGACAGCUUUGAGGGGCUCGACGGAUCGAGCUUGGGCGCCAUGGCGAACCUCAGUCUAGGACAGCGAGGUGGAAGCGGCGCCGCUUGGACGACAGUCCGACGUCAGCCGUCGAACGCCGCAGAAAGCAGUUCAGCGCAGCAGCGCUCUGCGUCAUCAUCCACUUCAGCAGCAGCGGGUGGCACCACCCCUUCUCCCUCCGCAGGUCUCGGUCAAGACCUUCGCAGCAUCAUGGCGGCCGAGCAAGCACGCUCUCACCCUCUGCGGCGCAUGCUCUCCGCUUCAGCAUCAGCCUCACAGCAACAGACGCCCGAGGGCUCGAUGCCGCCCAGCGGAGCUGCUACGCCCGUGCGACCGAGGACGGCGAAUCGGCCCAGCGUCAGCGCUGCAGGGGAGCAGAGCCCUAGCCUCGGUCCGGCAACGAACAGCGCAGACGAGCCCCCGCCACUGGUCUCCCCGCUCAACGUCUCCACCAAGCUCAGCCAACGCGACAGGAAGAAGGCCGCCAUGCUUGCUGCCGCGCAGGCUCAGCAAGUCCAAGCGUCUUCCUCGCCUUCACCUGCAGCAGACAGCUCAAGUCAGUCGCCAGCCCCGGCGUGGGGCAAAGCGUCGUCGAGCUCGACGGAUAGCUCGGCUCGUCCUGUCUGGCAGAUGAACAAGACCGGCAGCAGCGUCAAUGCUACAGUUGAGAGCGCAGACGUCAGUGGCACCUCGCCGAUACCGAGCACACCAUCAAGGCCUACCGCGAGCGGCUAUAGUCGACCGUCUCUGAUGGGCAGCGCCGGGCGCGGAGUCUCCUCGUUCGAUCUCGGCGGUAGCGCGCGCCGUCAACCUCUUACGUCUACCCCGUCACGCGAUCCCUUCCCCACUCCGGGAUCAGCAGCCUCCCCCUCAUCCUUCCUGACGUCCCCACCGCCUUCGGCCAGCGGCUCACACUCCCCGCACCGUUCCACCUCUCCACUGCCCUCAACAUCACCGUCUUCCUCCUCCCUCUCCUUUGCUCAAAUUCAAGCCCAACAACAGCAUGCGUCCGCUCUUGCCCUCUCCUCCGCAGCGGCUGAUAUCGCCAACAAGAAGAAGAGCUUCGCGCAGAUUCAGGCUGAGGAGCGGGCACGGGAGGAGGAGAGGCGCAAGGAGGAAAAGGAGAGGGUUGAGUUCGAACGGUGGUUCGAGGAGGAGACUAGACGGCAGAGGGCUGAGGAGAAGAAAGCUCAGGUGCCCAAAGGCCCCAAAGCGGGAGGGAAAGGGAGGAAGGGCGGAGGCGCUCAAGCUGCUGCUGGAGAGGAUGGUAGCGCGUCGACGAGGAAGAAGGGGGGUGGUGAUGGCAGGCGCGCCUCUUCUGCAGCCCCAGUUGCUGGCGAGCAGUCAGGGAGCAAUGGCGCUCAAUCAGGUAGGGGCAAAAAGAAGGGUCCGGGCACACCGCAAGGCCAGACGGACGCAGCUUCCGUUGAAGCACCAUCAGCAACCGAUGAGCCAAGUCAGCCUCCUCGCGGACCACGUCGUCAACAACAACAGCAGCAGCAGCAGCAGCGGAAGCCCUCGCAGCCGAAUAGCAAGCAAGCUAAUGGAAGCGGCGGCAUCGGGCAGUCGCGUGGACCUGUGGCCGCUCCAGCAGCCACUUCUGCGCCAUCAGCAGCUUCUCUCUCAGCCAAAGCGCCCGAAUUUGUCUUUAAGCCAGCAUCGUAGCAGUCCGUUCCCCCCCGGCCGAGCCAGACCCGCUUUCGUCACCUUUCUCUGCACUCGAGAGCCCAUGUACAAGUAGAACUUUGCGAAUCGUAAUGCACGCAGAGCAGCCUUUUCAUGCUAUUCAGAC
Molecule: messenger RNA, 5625 nt
Organism: Jaminaea rosea
Lineage: Eukaryota; Fungi; Basidiomycota; Exobasidiomycetes; Microstromatales
Exons: 1
Coding region: 279-5498 (1739 amino acids)
Molecular function (GO): protein binding
Source: RefSeq, a predicted model, not a curated record